Messenger RNA from Raphanus sativus (radish), 2335 nucleotides. Its product is annotated as zinc finger CCCH domain-containing protein 18-like. Bases 355 to 1968 code for a protein of 537 amino acids. The transcript is spliced from 8 exons. Gene Ontology annotation, molecular function: RNA binding; metal ion binding. NCBI's taxonomy places the organism in Eukaryota, Viridiplantae, Streptophyta, Magnoliopsida, Brassicales, Brassicaceae. The record is from RefSeq and is a predicted model, not a curated record.
GAUCUCCCAUUUGUUUUCGUUCUACUUUUCUAUUUCCAUUUCUGUUUACCUUUGUUUUUAAAAAUAUUGUUCUUCUCUUUCAGUUGUGGUUCUCACGCUCUUACGAUAAUUAAUUCAACAAUGGAAUUACAAUGUUUGUCCCAGCGCCGGCACUGACCACAAUUGUCAUUAGUAUUGGUACUUGUGAUUAAGUGGUGUUCAAUUUUUAACAUUUACACCCAAAAAAAAAGUGGUGUUCAAUUUUUCAAAAAGCACAUUGUUGAAGAGAAACGCUGAAGGCAUAUAUAUGAUCGAGGAAAUUCACAAACAGAUCCAUUAAAAGAAGAAGUUUGAGAUAAGACCAUAUUAUUGGAGAUGAAUUUCACAGAAUCGAUGAACGUCGUGCACAGCAGAAUCCAACAUCUUGAACCUGAAAAUGCAUCAAAAAUCAUCGGUUAUCUCUUGAUGCAAGACCAUGGGGACCUUGACAUGAUCCGUCUCGCCUUCUGCCCAGAUUCUGUGAUGCAUUCCAUGAUCAACUUCGUGAAAUACGAAUUAGCUAAAGAUCCUCGUUACAACAGCCCUCCUUCUGAUCACGUUCCUACUCUUAGUUUCGGAUCAUUUACUGGUUCAUCUAUCCAGCCUCCCUCGGUUUCGGUUUCGGUUUCUCCUCCUUUGAGAACCGGUUAUUGGGAGAACUCAACCGAGAUUGAUUCGUUGCAUAACAAUGUUCAGUUCUUGAACGUUGAGGAUUCUAUGACGAGCCCUGAGUUCUCUAACGGCUUCUUCUCUCGAGAUCAUCAAUGCUUUCCUUUAAGAACAAGCAGGAGAUCACCGAGUUUACCCGAGUUUCCGGUAAAAAUAUGUCACUACUUCAACAAAGGGUACUGCAAACAUGGCGACAACUGCCGGUACUUCCACGGUCAGAUCAUUCCGGAGAGAGAGGGUUUCUCUCAGAUGUUUAAUCCAAACAACUUAAGCGACGAAGAGCAUGUUGUUUCACCCGGAUCACUUGAGAAACUAGAAGGAGAGAUCAUCGAGCUGCUCAAAUCCAGAAGAGGCGCUCCAAUUUCCAUUGCUUCAUUGCCAAUGAUGUACUAUGAAAAAUACUCUAGGACCCUUCAAGCUGAAGGAUAUCUCACAGAGUCACAAAGACAUGGCAAAGCUGGCUUUAGCCUCACCAAGCUUCUUGCUCGCUUGAACAACACCAUCCGCCUCAUUGACAGGCCUCACGGCCAGCAUUCGGUCAUAUUAGCAGAAGAUGUAUCGAAGUUUGUGGAAUACAUGGGAGAGAGAAACGAACAUGGAGCCAUCCUUGCUGGUUCCAGGCAGAUUUACUUAACCUUUCCGGCAGAGAGUAGUUUCACUGAACAUGAUGUCUCAAACUACUUCUCCAAAUUCGGACUUGUUGAAGAUGUGAGGAUUCCUUGUCAACAGAAGAGAAUGUUUGGAUUUGUAACAUUCGUUUACACAGAAAGCGUCAAACUCAUUCUUGCUAAAGGUAAUCCUCAUUUCAUAUGCGGGGCCCGUGUUCUUGUCAAGCCUUACCGGGAAAAAUCACGCUCUAGUCGAUACCUUGACAACAACAAGCCUCUCCACAGGAUGCGGUAUGGCUCUCAAUACAUUGACAGAGACUUGGAGAUGAACACAUUGCCACCACGAGUUAGCGAGAGCUCAAGACUAAUGAGAAAGCAGUUCCUUGAGGAACAUGAGCAAUCGGUUUCCAAGUCUUUACCUACCAAUUACUCUUAUCUUGGCUUCUCCGAUGACUUCAAGCUAACAUCAGAUGUGGAGCAAGAGGAACAAGUAGGACGGUUGAGCUAUCUUCUGGACUAUUUAAACACCGAAGAAAAUGUCAUGAACAUAACCACAAACUACAAAGACACUGAUCGGAGAAUCCAUUGUGAUCCUUUGGACAACCAAGUCUUGAACCUACCAGAGAGUCCUUUUUCUUCCCUUUCUGGGAAGGAGAUUUCGACAAUUACCUAGAGAUGAAGAGAUUAGUAUCUAACCAAAAUGGAGAAGAAGAUAGAAACAUAAAGGUUAGAGGAAAUUCCCAAAUAUCUAAUAAUCAUCAGUCAGCCAAAAAAGACUUCUUUGAGUCCUUAGCAUCAUUAGCAAUAACGGCAAAGAGAAAAAACAAGGUGACAGACACACAACAAAGCUGUUUUCUUUUACAACAACAUGAGCCUAGCAGUUUACAUAAAGUACAGGGGGUUUCAUUAAUAAUUGAAUCUUUCAAAAGGUUUACUUAUAUGUUUUCAUUCUCUCUUAUCAACUUUAUGAGGCUGAUAGAUCAUAUCUCAUUGUAACAUAUGACAAUCAUUCUAGUUAUAAGAACCAAGGUUUAAUGUAU